ACGCAUGCGCAGACCUGGAAAAAAAAAAAACGCAAACGGCGAUCCCCGGUCCCCGGUGGUUUAGAUUCUUGCUGAAUGUUUCCGGCUGGAGGCCGGUGCAAAAACAGGUCCUGCCACACGGAGCCGCGUCCUCGAUGAGCACCCGGGCUUUGCUCCGUUUCCCCGCACCACUGAUCAGGAUAUGCUCGGGGAACUGGGGACUCGGGCUCCAGAAGCCAGCGCUGCGCUUCCCAGGAAUGGCCGCCACUGCGGUGCAGGUGGCAGGCAAGAAGGACUGUCCUGCUCUGCUUCCCCUGAAUGAGAGGGAACUUGAAGAACAGUUUGUGAAAGGCCAUGGUCCGGGGGGCCAGGCCACCAACAAAACCAGUAACUGUGUAGUGCUCAAACACGUGCCCUCCGGCAUUGUGGUCAAGUGCCACCAAACCCGAUCUGUGGAUCAGAACAGAAAGAUCGCUCGGAAAAUCCUCCAGGAGAAAGUGGACGUUUUCUACAAUGGUAACAACAGCCCUGUUCACAGAGAGAAGCUUGAGGCUGAGAGGAGAAAGAGAGAGAGGAAGAAAAGAGCAAAGGAGACUCUGGAAAAGAAGAGGUUGUUGAAAGAAUUAUGGGAAGCCAGUCAGAACAUCACCGAGAAAAGGACCGAAGCUGCUGGUGUGCCGGGGGGGUUCCGGGAAUAAUGGUGGUAACACCCGGCCCGUGUUGGACCAUCUGAGAAAGCAUCCUGGAGGUGGAUGUGGUGGUGUAUGCUUGCAGUCUCAGCACUUGAGAGAGCCAAGGCUGAGGCCUGGGCAGAAGCCCUUGUCCCACAAGCCCAACAGCCUGAGUCAGAACUGACUCCACAAAGUUGUCCUCCGACCUCCUCUCAUAACUGUGACAUGUAUGCCCGCACUCAUCACACACAAAAAUAACCAAUAAACCGUUAAGAUCAAAACAGUUUGAAAAAGCCCUGAUAGUAGUAGUUAAGCCCACUUCUAUGGCAAGUUGAGUCAAACAGCAUUUAGUGGUAUCUUGUCAAUUCCAGGGCCACUGCUGAGCUGUCUUAAGGUAUCAUUUAUCCUGAGAUUUUCGUAAAAAGAAAAUGACAGUGAACUGUUACUACCUGCUGUGCUUACUAGUUUUAACAGUCAACUUCACAAACAACCUAGAAUCACCAGAGAAAAGUCUUAGUGAGAAAUUAUGAGGAUGUCUGUGGGGAUUCUUAUUAACUGAAGUCGGAAAACGCAGCCCAUUGUGGGCAGCAUCAUCCCCUAAGCAGGAAUCCAGAACAACAUGAGAAAGCUAACUAAGAUAGAGCAAACGAUGCUUUUAUUCUCUUCUCGACUGUGAAUGUGACGUGACACUGAGUUCCCGCCUUGACUUCACCCAAAAUGAUGGACUGUAACUUGAAACAGCAAGCUAAAUAAAUUUCUUCCUUUCAUAA
Peromyscus californicus insignis is the source of this 1420-nucleotide messenger RNA. It is a transcript of the gene Mtrfr, whose product is annotated as mitochondrial translation release factor in rescue. Gene Ontology annotation, cellular component: mitochondrion. Lineage: Eukaryota; Metazoa; Chordata; Mammalia; Rodentia; Cricetidae. The transcript is spliced from 3 exons. The coding region runs from base 135 to 677 and encodes 180 amino acids. Gene Ontology annotation, molecular function: translation release factor activity. Gene Ontology annotation, biological process: translational termination. The record is from RefSeq and is a predicted model, not a curated record.